UGCGGCGGUGACGCGAUGUCGGUGGCGCCGGCGGUGAAGCGCGAGGUGGAGCUGGAGAGCGGCGGCGGCAGCCCGGGGCGCAAGCGGCGCAAGCAGGCGGCGCCGACGCGUGCGCCCCCGCCGCCGCCACUGCCUGCGCCUGCGCCCCCGCCCCUCGACCUGCACGCCAAGAUGGCCGAUAUCUACAAGAGCGCACUCGCCUUCGGGGAGCUCGCGCUGCCCGCAUUCGAUCCCCUGGCUGCGUUCCGCCUGCUGCCGAGGCACGAACCACCAAGGAUCUUCAAUCCCGAGGCCUAUUGUGACCUCUGUUGUAAGGAAUUCUGCAAUAAGUAUUUCCUGAAAACGCACCGCGCUAACAAGCACGGCAUCUACGAUGGCAACGAGCCUCAGCCGGCGGCGCCCCCGCCCGCCCAGCCUUCGCCGCCGCGCCGUGCCUCCGAUGAGGAGUCAGGAGGUACGCCGCGCCGCCUCUCGCCUGACUCGGCGAGACGUGCCCGUGAGGCCGGCUUCCAGCCUGACGCUCUUCGACGCCUCGGUGUCGUCAACCCGGAGGCAUUCUGCGAGAUCUGUUGCAAGGAGUACUGCAAUAAAUACUUUCUGCGGACGCACCGGGAGCGGCGGCACGGCGUCCCUGCGCACCCAUCGCCAGCGGCAGACCGUUCGCCGCCAUCCCUCACGCCGCCGGGCAUGCCGCUCGUCACUUCGCUGAGCACGCCGCUCGGCACCCCACUCGGAACGUCACUGCCACCGCCGCUCACCACCCCGCCGGCGAUACCCACGGCACCGCCGGACACGCCACCACGGUCGCAUUCGCUACCCCCGCCGUUUGAUACUGAGGAGAUGGCGGAGGUAAAGCGCGAGUGUGAAGAUGAGCUAGAAGCAGCAUUCCGCGACGGGCAGACGAGUCCGCUCAACUUAAUUGUGGAGGAGCGUGGCGCAGCUUCACCAGGUUCUGCCAGCGAAGAGUUGCGCAAAUUGCAGACAAUGAUAUCCCAGCUGAACGAGCUCGCCGCCGAGAGACUCGCUGAGGACCCCAAUGAUGGUGGCGCACGACCAGCGUCAUCCUCGCCGCCACCACCAGACGAGCGGCGAGCGUCUUCCUCCGGCUCGAGCUUCUGCGAGAUUUGUAACAAGGAGUUGUGUAACAAAUACUUUAUGCGCACCCACAUGCAGCGCAUGCACGGGAUCUCGCUCGAAAGCGGCACGCAGCUGGGUGGCGUGACAUGCGACAUCUGCCACAAGGAGCUGUGUAGCAAGUACUUCCUGCGCGUGCACAAACACAACACGCACGGCAUUCCGGCGCCGCCCGCGCCCGCAUCUGCGUCGCCCGCCGAGCCGUGUCCGCUGUGCGCGCGGCGGUUCCGCGGCCCGCGAGCCCUGCGCGCGCACCUUCUCGCCGAACACGCGCCGCCGGCGCGUCCGCCACCACCUCCGCCGCGUCCUCUCGAUCUACUGGCGCGCGACAAGCCGUACGCUUGCUCCUAUUGUCCCUUCACCACCGACGUGCUCGCAUUCUUGUUCGCCCACGAGCGUGCGCAUGCGCAGCAGCAGCCUAUCGGUGAGGCGGCCGACACCGGCAGCGAUCCUCCCGUGCCGCCCGCCGAGCCCGAUGGUCCCGAGGGUGGCAGCGAAGCGACGGACGCGGAGGGCGAGCCGGAGGCGUCGUACUCGUGCUCCCGGUGCGAGUUCCGCGCGGAGGGCUUUGGCGCGCUGGAGGCGCACCUUCGUGCGGCUCACGGCGGCGCGGGCGCGCUGCUGGCGGUGCCGCGCGCCCCGCAGGCGCCGCUCACGAUGCAGCCGUUCGUGGUGGAGGAGGCGGGCGGGGCGCUGAGCCUGGUGCCGGCGCUGGUGUUCCUACCGGUGCGGCGACGCGCGACGCGGCGAGCCACGGUCACGCUGACGCUGACGCCCGCCUAGCCGGCGCGGCGCGAGCGCGCGCGGUCUCGUGAUUUCAUCGCCGCGCGCGCCCCCUCCCGCCCGAACUGUACUAACUACAUUUAACGCUGUGUGCCUUCAAGCGAUUGCUGAAAAAUAAUAUGAGACGUGAUUGUAUCGGAAGGGGGCCGCGCGCCCGAGCGCCACACCGCGCGGCGGCCCCCGGCCUAUGUUUAUUUUUCGUUUUGUCAGAGUCUAACUUCAUAUAUUGAGAAUUAUAUUUGUCGGGUGAUAUGUGAAACGCGGCCGCUUAUCGAGUUCCAUUAUUUAUUAUUUACGUGACGUCGAUGUUCCGCCGGUCGGUGGAGACGAGCUCGCGAAACGUCGAUAUCGUCGGGAGUCGAAUUACACCGUAGGAGUAAUAAUGAUUAAAGGUAUAAGGCGCGCGGGGCCGGCGCUGGCCGGGCCCGCGCGCCGUAGCGUCGUAGUGCCGGUGCGAUGUUGAUCACUGGCGCUCCGCGCGCACUCGCCGGCGACACGCGGCGACUCGCGGCACACGGGGCGCAACAACCGCUCUACCUCACGACGUUAGCUUUUAUAUUAGCUGUUAUCGUAUUCAUUAUAUGUUCGAGUUACAAUAAAAUACAAACGCGGCGACGCAUGCGCGCGCCGCGCUGUUUAUUGUUGUCUACGAGUGACUUAAAGCACAAAGAUACGUACUAUUGGGCAGUGAUCAACAUUAAACGUAAUUUUAGUAUUAAUUCGAUUAGGUAUGUGGUGGUGGGGGCUCGGUCUGACGGGUUUUGUUGUGCAACACAUAAUACGGGUCAUUGUUUGGGGCGCGUGCGCGGGCGCAGCUCGGCGCGCGCCCCCCUCGUUCGGCCGGCCUUUACAUUUAUACUUAUUUGUAACGUAAUCUAUAACAUAAUGUGUUACUGCGACGGAGCAGCGCGUCCACCCCGCGGCCGCCCGGCAACUACUACCUCACGCGCGCUUUACACUUUACAUGUCCACGCGUUAUACACAUGUACUAAACUAACGUUUACGCGAACCCUUUACUAUAUAUUAUAAUUCCUAACAUUUACACCAAUAUACAAACAGAAAGACUGAUUUUUUUGUCAGACUAUGGGCGAGCGGCGGGGUGGACCGGGCUGGAUGCCAUACAAAUAUUAUUAUCUUGAUAAUCAAGACUUAUUUGGGUAAUGAAGUAACAAAGUUUGUUUAAAUAAUUCAUUAUUCGGUAGAUCAGUGUGGAGGUUAGCUUGUACAAACCAUGCAGCUUCUAAACAAAGUUCCUAUGUAUGUACGUAAGUUGUAAUUAAAAUUAAAAAAACUAGAGGUCUCGUGCGGGACGGCUCUGCUCGGGGCUCCACAAGGAUAUUCCUGAUUUAGCUGACGAUAAAUUAAUGUGAUUGUGAAUCAGGGUAAACCUUACGAAACUAAGCUAUUCCAGAUUGUUCCUCUUGAUUGUUCCUACGUAAAUUGAAAUUAUUUUCAAGAUGACGUAAACUGCGAAGUUCUAAGUUUACCAAAUUAUUGUUAAGUGAAAGUCGAAGUUAAAGUUAAUUAUUUGUUUAAGUAGCACAUAUAGUUCCUAUAAAUUCUUCCUCAAUAUAAUAAAAUUCUCCAAUGUUGGAUGACUAUACAAAACCGUUACUUCCAUUUAUUAUCUGAUUAAAAAAUAAAUACUUACUAUCUGAUUAAAAAAUAAUAAACGAAUGAAUGCAAUGAAACUCACGUGUUGUGAAUCACAAGUCCUUGUUCAAACCGCGAUUUGACGCGGCGCGGACGCUCGAUUUAUAAACAUUUAGUGCGGUGUGAUUUUAUUGCGAUGAUUCGCUUUUUCUGAUUGCGAUCUUAUCAAACUCAAAAUAUUAAAAAAUAGUUUUUUUACAAUAUUAUAAAGAAUGAAUAUUUGUAUUAGUGAGCUGGUACAAAAGGUUUAAAACAAUAACAUACUAAGCAUCGGUUAUUGGUCAUAAUUAUAACAAUAAAAUUGGAGCACCAUCUUCCUCUAGUCUUCCUAACGCCAAACCAAACCCCGCGCAGAGCCGAAACGCGCGCGCGCGAUACAACAGAUUAUAUUAAAUAACGUUUUAAAAUAAUAACAAAAAUUAAUAAAAAAUUGUGCGCGUGGUGUCGACUGACUGCCGCCGCGCAUACUCCCCGACAGCAACACAGAGUAUGUCGAUAAAGAAGUUUUUAUUAUUGGAGUGUGCGUGACGUCACGAGGUCCGCGUCGUUGGAUGUAGUGAAAAUGUAUCGAAAUUGUGUUCAGAUUGUUUAUUUUGCUGUACGCGUUGUACCUUGAGUGGAGGGGAUUCAUUGGCCACACACGCGGGGCUGCGCUCUUUUAUAUGUCCAGUGCAGGCAGAAAUUAUAAAAACUGGUUUACGCAGUUAAGGUAUGGUAUUCGAUAUCUAAUGCAAAUUUAAAUUCACGAUGGAGUUAUCGUGGAAACUAAAAUACAAAGUGAAUAUGGGAUUACUUCCAUUGCAUUUGUACCUAAAUAUGUCGUAGUCUUAGGACAGAUCAUACCAUAACUUUUAUUAAGGGUUUUAAACUGCAGUCAUAAAACAAAAGUUAAAAAUGCAAUCUUUCAGUAGGUACAACAAAAAUGUAACUCCUCUUAUAUUUAUCUAAUACCAAAAGACUUCAAAUAUUAUUAUAGAGAUACGAAGUCUUCGGUUGUAAAAGGGAGAACAAAAUAAAAAAAAUAUUUUAUAAAUUCAAAGUCCUAUUUGACCCAUUUUGUAGCCGCGUUGCCAUUCAGGCUGAGGACUUAUGAGUAUAUAUUUGGCACCGCCUGUGUGGCCGUCACAAUAGUACAAAUAUACCAGAGCGUAAGGUAUCGGCGGUUGGUACUACAAAUAACAGUACAAAUUAAUAUUAAGCGGAAUGUUUACAGGUGCGGUUACGUUAAGGCAACAAUGUUAAUAUUAGUGUAUAUUUCACUCGGGUACAAUGCUCAUAAUCAGAUAGGUACAGUCGCACGAAGCACUAUCUUGUGAUUAUACACCAUGUAUUGUGCACGAUACUUGGAUUUUAUAUAAAACUUCAGAAUAUAAAGAAUUUUAAUUCGAUUUUAAUAUGUUCGCAUGCAGUCACGCAGAUUUAAUUUAUUAAAUUGCAUUCUUUUAUUUGCAAAGGAAAUGUCCCAUAAAUGUAAUGCGUAAAAAGUAUUUAAAAAUGUUAUAUUAUAUAAUUUUCAUUCCAUUUUUGUGACUUGAAUUUUUUCCCGUAUAUUAAAUUAUUUCUAUUCCAAUAUUAAUAUUAUGUACGUAACAAGAAUUAAAAAUAUUUAUAUUAUAAAAUUUUCAUUCCAUUUUUGUGACAUGAUUUUUUUCCGGUGUAACAAUUAAAUUAUUUCUAUUCCAAUAUUAAUAUAAUAUAUUUUCAAUUUUAUUUAAGUUUUGACUUUGUACGCUUUUAAUUUAUAGGUUCAAUUUAGGCACAGAUUAAAAUGUUCAAUUAUUAUAAAUGUAUCAAAAUAAUUCAAAAUAAUUUUGUACCCUCAAGGAAAAAAUACGUAAGUUUAAUAAAAAAAUCGUUCGAGUUGCAACAUUUUCUUUGAGGCUGCGAUAAUGUAAACAAGAAAAACUAAAAUUCUGUUUAAUUUUUAUAAACAGUACAUCAUGUGAUUUUUUUAUUAUGUUAUAAAGAACCAAAGAAAUAUUUAGGCAAUUUAAUGUGCAUGCAUACAACUAUAAUUAUAUUUUGAUCUCAUAAGUUCCUAUAUAUUUUUAAACAUUCCACAGUACUUGUAACGUGCUAUAACUAGUCUUUCACUAUAAAUUAAGUGCGACUGUAUAUAAUGUGAAUUGAGAUAAUUUGUUUGUCGGUUAAUUUAAAAAUAUGUUGUUCUAGUCAAAUUAUUUUGUAAUAUUUUAACCAACGUGGAUGUACUUUAACCGUAAGUAUCGUGCGGAGCGAAAUAUAAUGAGUGCUCUCACGAUGAUUUCGGAAGAAUUAAAGGUGCUGCGAAAAUUUUAUAAAAAUUUUUGGUAUUUUUUUUAAGAGACAUAAAUCCCGUUUUAACAUUAUUUCAAAUUAAUUCUGAAUAACAAUUUUUUAUGGUUCAAAAAAAAAUUUUUUUGUGUAUUUUUUAUUGACAUAUUCGGGUAUAAAACGUAGAAUAAUUAUAUCCAAAACGUCCAAAGUAAAUUAGUGUAACUAAUUCCCGAAAUGUUUUUUCUUUUUUACUUUACGUAAAUAAAUCUGUCGAGGUAAUUUUUAAAAUAUUUAAAAAUAGAAUUUGCGUUAUCUCCAGUAACAGUAAUUUAUAGAAUAUACUAAUUCUGUAUUGAUAUUAUUUAUUACCAUGACUGAAAUAUUUUUGUUAUUUCAAAGCCAGUAAAUCGCUGACUUGAAUAUUGAUGAUGCUUUAAAAAAGUAAAUAUUAAUAAUUUAUGGUUGAUUGAAUCCAUGUAACAAAAUCUUAACUCUGGACUACUAUUGCUGCGACAAGAGAGUGAUACUGCAGAGUUUAACAAACUAUUUUUUAAUUACAAAAGUCUAGAAUUAAUACGUUGGACAUCCACGUUGGUUAAAAUUGUAUAAUAAAGAUAUCUAUAAAGAGAAUUAUAUUCUGGCUUUAGGAGAAAGCCAAACCUUAUGCCACGGCCACACUGCGACAUUACAUUUAUUGACAUGUUUUUUAAAUUUGGAAAACGAUAAUUCCUAAUUUGAAAUUUUAACAUUAAAUUUUUAGGGCAUUCGAAAUUUGAAAAAAAGAACAAUUUUAAAACGAGUUCUAAUACAUUGCAUGUGUAAAAACAGUUUUUACAUUAUAUUUAUCUCAAAUUUUAUUCGAAUUGUAUUCUACGUUCAGAUGUCGCAAACUGUAUUAUUGUUUGUUGCGGCGACUUCUGGUUGUAAUUGUUGAUGUAUUACUUACAAUUAAAAUAAAUUUUGAGAUGAAUUAAAUUUUUGUAUGGCUAUUACGAUUAACACGCAAAUUAUAUACAUAGAUUAACUUUUUAAUUUGUACACAACAUCGAAAAUGAGUUAUUAUAUCGUAAUUGAGUUAAUCAUUUAUUUAAUAUCAUUCAGAAUUUUUCACAGUUCGUAAUUGUAUUACAACAGGAAAGUGUACAAUUUCAUCCCGAUGUCUUCAAAGCAAAUUAUAUCCUAAUUAAAUAAUUUUAAGAACGAAUGUAGUGUGGCAGUGCGGUUUGUGGUCGGUAUAUGUUCCUAACUCCGUCUGUUUGUUAAGUGUUUGUUUUUUCAGUAAUUAAACGAAGCAUUUCUACCGUA
Manduca sexta (tobacco hornworm) is the source of this 7131-nucleotide messenger RNA. RefSeq names its product zinc finger protein 579. The coding region runs from base 16 to 1917 and encodes 633 amino acids. NCBI's taxonomy places the organism in Eukaryota, Metazoa, Arthropoda, Insecta, Lepidoptera, Sphingidae. The record is from RefSeq and is a predicted model, not a curated record. The transcript has a single exon.